GAACAAAAUAAAUGAGAAAAAGAAGAAACAAAUUUAAAAUCCGUGAUAUCAUCUUGUUGAAUCUUGAUGAGUUGUUGAAGAGCUGCGAUCCCAAUUACAAAGAUUAUUAUUGAGCUAUACAUACAGAAAACAACCUAUAGAUACAGCUAGCCUAUACGUAUUCAUCUAGAUGAACUGUAACAAGACAAUGUAGAAGAAAGAUGGCUCAGCACAGGCAAUCUGGUUCGGAUAGAGAUAGGGUUUGGAGUAGGAACGGUGGAUACGAUCAGGUUUCCAUCGGGAUUCGUGCUGGGAAUCAACAGCACAAGCAGUCGCGACUUUAUCGCCGAGGUUUUCGCGGUCGCAAGAUCUCAAUUAGUGCCCUAGCUGUUGCUCUCACUCUCGCUCUUGCUUUUGUUGUCUCUGUUUUGGCUUUUGUGUAUCUCUCUGCUGAUAAAGGAAUAAAUGAUUAUACUGUUCCAGAUGAUGGUGUGGUAAAUGAUACAGAUUUUCUUACAAAUGUAACACGGACUGACAGACUGAAGGUUCUAGAAUUUGGCCAGGGUUCAGUAACUCAUGGCCGCGAUUCACGGUAUUGGGACAAGGAUGAUAGAAGAAGGGAUGAAGACUAUGACGAGGAGGCAGUGGAGCAUUCUACUGUGGGUGUUCAGGAUGGGUCCACAGGUAAUGUUCGUAAAGGGAUGAACAGUGACAAGAAGUCUUCGUUUGCUGAACUGCGCAAGGUUACUGAUCAUAAAGGCAUUGGUUUAUAUAAUGAAGCUGGUCGUAAUGAACUAAAAAUGUAUGAAGCUGAGUAUGAAGCUUCUUUGAAAAGCGUCAAGGGAUUAAAAAGUGAAGGCGAGAAUACAAAUCAGCUAUCAAAUGAUGCAGCUAAUGGCAUCCAUACCGAGGAAGUCGAUGCUGAUGAUGAGUAUGAUGAUGGUAUUGAUUUACAUGAUUCAAGAUCUGAAGAUUAUGAAUAUAAUGAUCUUGGACAGGGGGAGAAUUAUAAAGUACCAAUAUCUCGUGGUGUAGAUCCUAGAGGGUCUUCUAGUGUAGGAGAUUCUGAAAAAAAGAGGCAGAUGAUAGAGAAGGAUGUAGAAGAGUCUUCAUCCAAUGUAUCUGAAGAAAAUUCUUCUUUAAGCUCUCUAAACUCGGAUAAACUCAAGGUUAGUUCCAGGCAUGUCAGUGUUAUUGGCAAUCAAUAUUCAAAAAGGUCUAGUUCUGAAAAGCGAUCAGGUUCCAAGAAGAAGACAAAACGGCACAAAUUUUCUGGUUCCUGUGAGAUGAAGAUAUCAAAUUCUACUUCACAAUUAGUAGAGCCCCUACAAAGUAAAAAGUUCUCCCGAUUUUCAUUGCAAUAUCGAGAAACUGAAGAGAAUAUAAGUGGAGAACAGUGGUGGGAACCAAGAUUUGCUGGGCAUCAGAGUUUAAAAGAAAGGGAGGAAUCAUAUGUCGCACAGGAUCAGAAAAUAAAUUGUGGCUUUGUGAGAGGUCCACAGGGAUCUCCUAGUACUGGAUUCGACUUGGGAGAAGAUGAUUCAAAAUACCUCAGCAGUUGCCACAUUGCAGUCUCCUCAUGCAUCUUUGGAAAUUCGGAUCGUUUGAGAGUACCAACAGGCAAAACAGUCUCUACACUGUCAAGGAAAAAUGUCUGCUUUGUAAUGUUUAUGGAUGAAAUCACUCUGCACACCCUUUCUUCAGAAGGGCACAGGCCAGACACCACAGGGUUUAUUGGUUUAUGGAAGAUUGUAAUGGUGAAGAAUCUGCCUUAUACUGAUAUGCGUAGAGUUGGAAAGAUACCAAAAUUUUUGUCGCACCGUCUUUUUCCAUCUGCAAGGUAUUCAAUUUGGCUGGAUAGCAAACUACGUCUGCAGCUUGAUCCUAUGCUCAUUUUGGAGUACUUUCUAUGGCGUAAAGGUCAUGAAUAUGCCAUCUCAAAUCAUUACGAUCGCCACUGUGUGUGGGAAGAAGUGGCCCAAAAUAAGAAGCUCAACAAGUUCAAUCAUACUAUCAUAGAUGAACAGUUUUCAUUUUACCAGGCUGAUGGAUUGAAAAGAUUCAAUGCAUCAGAUCCAGACAAACUUCUCCCUAGCAAUGUUCCUGAAGGGUCUUUCAUUGUAAGGGCACACACACCGAUGUCAAACUUGUUCUCCUGUCUUUGGUUUAAUGAAGUUGAGCGGUUUACUCCUCGUGAUCAGUUGAGUUUUGCAUACACAUAUCAGAAGCUGAGAAGGACGAAUCCUAGCAAACCUUUCUAUCUUAAUAUGUUCAAGGACUGUGAGAGGCGGAGAAUAGCAAAACUCUUCCGUCACAGGUCAGAAGAGAGCAAAUAUAUUGCUGGUCAUGCUACGGAGUAGAAUAUGCAUUUUGUAUUGCGCAGGUAGCUCAUCCAUUUUGUCACCAUUUUAUAGUUGGCCACACUCAUACAGGUUGUUGCUUCAGGAAGAUAUCUUCUCUGAAGAUCUUACAUAAUGCGCUGUUUGUAGAAUGAUGUUGUAUAUUACCAUUCUACAUGAAGAUAUACUGGGAAAUGUACAUUUCUCUUAGCAGGGGUUGAUUGAGCAAGAUCACUUGCCUGCUUCCAUACUUUCAGCUUCGUGAUUAUAGUAUCAAUUCAAUAUUUCAUUCUUUACCUAAGUUUCAAGGCAUGGUAGAGGCAACCCAGUCCCACCACAUCGAUAGCUAUCUGUUUUAUAUCCCAUUAUUUUAUAGUUUCAUUUUGUUCUUUGAUAAAUUUGUGGAGGGAAUUUGUAAACCUGUACUAUACAAGUGUAUUUGUUGUUGUAUAACAUUAAUCAAAUCCCACUAUUACAUUUUGUGUUAGUUGGGCGGUGAAAUGUGAUUUUGAGACUUCUUAAAGAGUUAAA
Messenger RNA from Daucus carota subsp. sativus, 2849 nucleotides. RefSeq lists its product as uncharacterized. The record is from RefSeq and is a predicted model, not a curated record. Bases 201 to 2339 code for a protein of 712 amino acids. The transcript is spliced from 7 exons. NCBI's taxonomy places the organism in Eukaryota, Viridiplantae, Streptophyta, Magnoliopsida, Apiales, Apiaceae.